Homo sapiens (human) is the source of this 5226-nucleotide messenger RNA. It is a transcript of the gene ITGA10, whose product is annotated as integrin subunit alpha 10. NCBI's taxonomy places the organism in Eukaryota, Metazoa, Chordata, Mammalia, Primates, Hominidae. Gene Ontology annotation, cellular component: integrin complex; membrane. Gene Ontology annotation, biological process: integrin-mediated signaling pathway; cell adhesion. The record is from RefSeq and is a predicted model, not a curated record. Gene Ontology annotation, molecular function: collagen binding involved in cell-matrix adhesion. The coding region runs from base 91 to 3636 and encodes 1181 amino acids. The transcript has 28 exons.
CCUGGAUGAACAUCACCCACGCCUAUUCCCAGGGCCACCAGAAGCUGAAUUUGGAUACAGUGUCUUACAACAUGUUGGGGGUGGACAGCGAUGGUGAGGAAGAAACCGGAGUGCCAGGGGAUUGGGACUGCAGUAGUGCUAACAAAGGGGAGGCAAGAUAGAUGGGACUCUAAACUAAUCUGGUCUUUUGAAAGUGGCUGGGGCUCUAAACUUACCACCUCCAUGCUCUUUCCCUUUGGCCUAUGUCAAGGGUCAUGUUUGCCCUGUGCUUACUUACAUUCACAUCCUCUUCCCAGGAUGCUGGUGGGCGCCCCCUGGGAUGGGCCUUCAGGCGACCGGAGGGGGGACGUUUAUCGCUGCCCUGUAGGGGGGGCCCACAAUGCCCCAUGUGCCAAGGGCCACUUAGGUGACUACCAACUGGGAAAUUCAUCUCAUCCUGCUGUGAAUAUGCACCUGGGGAUGUCUCUGUUAGAGACAGAUGGUGAUGGGGGAUUCAUGGCCUGUGCCCCUCUCUGGUCUCGUGCUUGUGGCAGCUCUGUCUUCAGUUCUGGGAUAUGUGCCCGUGUGGAUGCUUCAUUCCAGCCUCAGGGAAGCCUGGCACCCACUGCCCAACGCUGCCCAACAUACAUGGAUGUUGUCAUUGUCUUGGAUGGCUCCAACAGCAUCUACCCCUGGUCUGAAGUUCAGACCUUCCUACGAAGACUGGUAGGGAAACUGUUUAUUGACCCAGAACAGAUACAGGUGGGACUGGUACAGUAUGGGGAGAGCCCUGUACAUGAGUGGUCCCUGGGAGAUUUCCGAACGAAGGAAGAAGUGGUGAGAGCAGCAAAGAACCUCAGUCGGCGGGAGGGACGAGAAACAAAGACUGCCCAAGCAAUAAUGGUGGCCUGCACAGAAGGGUUCAGUCAGUCCCAUGGGGGCCGACCCGAGGCUGCCAGGCUACUGGUGGUUGUCACUGAUGGAGAGUCCCAUGAUGGAGAGGAGCUUCCUGCAGCACUAAAGGCCUGUGAGGCUGGAAGAGUGACACGCUAUGGGAUUGCAGUCCUUGGUCACUACCUCCGGCGGCAGCGAGAUCCCAGCUCUUUCCUGAGAGAAAUUAGAACUAUUGCCAGUGAUCCAGAUGAGCGAUUCUUCUUCAAUGUCACAGAUGAGGCUGCUCUGACUGACAUUGUGGAUGCACUAGGAGAUCGGAUUUUUGGCCUUGAAGGGUCCCAUGCAGAAAACGAAAGCUCCUUUGGGCUGGAAAUGUCUCAGAUUGGUUUCUCCACUCAUCGGCUAAAGGAUGGGAUUCUUUUUGGGAUGGUGGGGGCCUAUGACUGGGGAGGCUCUGUGCUAUGGCUUGAAGGAGGCCACCGCCUUUUCCCCCCACGAAUGGCACUGGAAGACGAGUUCCCCCCUGCAUUGCAGAACCAUGCAGCCUACCUGGGUUACUCUGUUUCUUCCAUGCUUUUGCGGGGUGGACGCCGCCUGUUUCUCUCUGGGGCUCCUCGAUUUAGACAUCGAGGAAAAGUCAUCGCCUUCCAGCUUAAGAAAGAUGGGGCUGUGAGGGUUGCCCAGAGCCUCCAGGGGGAGCAGAUUGGUUCAUACUUUGGCAGUGAGCUCUGCCCAUUGGAUACAGAUAGGGAUGGAACAACUGAUGUCUUACUUGUGGCUGCCCCCAUGUUCCUGGGACCCCAGAACAAGGAAACAGGACGUGUUUAUGUGUAUCUGGUAGGCCAGCAGUCCUUGCUGACCCUCCAAGGAACACUUCAGCCAGAACCCCCCCAGGAUGCUCGGUUUGGCUUUGCCAUGGGAGCUCUUCCUGAUCUGAACCAAGAUGGUUUUGCUGAUGUGGCUGUGGGGGCGCCUCUGGAAGAUGGGCACCAGGGAGCACUGUACCUGUACCAUGGAACCCAGAGUGGAGUCAGGCCCCAUCCUGCCCAGAGGAUUGCUGCUGCCUCCAUGCCACAUGCCCUCAGCUACUUUGGCCGAAGUGUGGAUGGUCGGCUAGAUCUGGAUGGAGAUGAUCUGGUCGAUGUGGCUGUGGGUGCCCAGGGGGCAGCCAUCCUGCUCAGCUCCCGGCCCAUUGUCCAUCUGACCCCAUCACUGGAGGUGACCCCACAGGCCAUCAGUGUGGUUCAGAGGGACUGUAGGCGGCGAGGCCAAGAGGCAGUCUGUCUGACUGCAGCCCUUUGCUUCCAAGUGACCUCCCGUACUCCUGGUCGCUGGGAUCACCAAUUCUACAUGAGGUUCACCGCAUCACUGGAUGAAUGGACUGCUGGGGCACGUGCAGCAUUUGAUGGCUCUGGCCAGAGGUUGUCCCCUCGGAGGCUCCGGCUCAGUGUGGGGAAUGUCACUUGUGAGCAGCUACACUUCCAUGUGCUGGAUACAUCAGAUUACCUCCGGCCAGUGGCCUUGACUGUGACCUUUGCCUUGGACAAUACUACAAAGCCAGGGCCUGUGCUGAAUGAGGGCUCACCCACCUCUAUACAAAAGCUGGUCCCCUUCUCAAAGGAUUGUGGCCCUGACAAUGAAUGUGUCACAGACCUGGUGCUUCAAGUGAAUAUGGACAUCAGAGGCUCCAGGAAGGCCCCAUUUGUGGUUCGAGGUGGCCGGCGGAAAGUGCUGGUAUCUACAACUCUGGAGAACAGAAAGGAAAAUGCUUACAAUACGAGCCUGAGUCUCAUCUUCUCUAGAAACCUCCACCUGGCCAGUCUCACUCCUCAGAGAGAGAGCCCAAUAAAGGUGGAAUGUGCCGCCCCUUCUGCUCAUGCCCGGCUCUGCAGUGUGGGGCAUCCUGUCUUCCAGACUGGAGCCAAGGUGACCUUUCUGCUAGAGUUUGAGUUUAGCUGCUCCUCUCUCCUGAGCCAGGUCUUCGUGAAGCUGACUGCCAGCAGUGACAGCCUGGAGAGAAAUGGGACCCUUCAAGAUAACACAGCCCAGACCUCAGCCUACAUCCAAUAUGAGCCCCACCUCCUGUUCUCUAGUGAGUCUACCCUGCACCGCUAUGAGGUUCACCCAUAUGGGACCCUCCCAGUGGGUCCUGGCCCAGAAUUCAAAACCACUCUCAGGGUUCAGAACCUAGGCUGCUAUGUGGUCAGUGGCCUCAUCAUCUCAGCCCUCCUUCCAGCUGUGGCCCAUGGGGGCAAUUACUUCCUAUCACUGUCUCAAGUCAUCACUAACAAUGCAAGCUGCAUAGUGCAGAACCUGACUGAACCCCCAGGCCCACCUGUGCAUCCAGAGGAGCUUCAACACACAAACAGACUGAAUGGGAGCAAUACUCAGUGUCAGGUGGUGAGGUGCCACCUUGGGCAGCUGGCAAAGGGGACUGAGGUCUCUGUUGGACUAUUGAGGCUGGUUCACAAUGAAUUUUUCCGAAGAGCCAAGUUCAAGUCCCUGACGGUGGUCAGCACCUUUGAGCUGGGAACCGAAGAGGGCAGUGUCCUACAGCUGACUGAAGCCUCCCGUUGGAGUGAGAGCCUCUUGGAGGUGGUUCAGACCCGGCCUAUCCUCAUCUCCCUGUGGAUCCUCAUAGGCAGUGUCCUGGGAGGGUUGCUCCUGCUUGCUCUCCUUGUCUUCUGCCUGUGGAAGCUUGGCUUCUUUGCCCAUAAGAAAAUCCCUGAGGAAGAAAAAAGAGAAGAGAAGUUGGAGCAAUGAAUGUAGAAUAAGGGUCUAGAAAGUCCUCCCUGGCAGCUUCUUCAAGAGACUUGCAUAAAAGCAGAGGUUUGGGGGCUCAGAUGGGACAAGAAGCCGCCUCUGGACUAUCUCCCCAGACCAGCAGCCUGACUUGACUUUUGAGUCCUAGGGAUGCUGCUGGCUAGAGAUGAGGCUUUACCUCAGACAAGAAGAGCUGGCACCAAAACUAGCCAUGCUCCCACCCUCUGCUUCCCUCCUCCUCGUGAUCCUGGUUCCAUAGCCAACACUGGGGCUUUUGUUUGGGGUCCUUUUAUCCCCAGGAAUCAAUAAUUUUUUUGCCUAGGUGCCUGACUCCUUUCAGAUUCCCUCUUUAUCUUCCCUCACAGUUUGGAAAGGAUGAGGGUUAUCUUCCUCGAUUCUUCCACCCUCUCACUUUCCUGCCUGUUCCCCACUCCACAGGAGGGAGCUGACGUUGGCUUGAAAGGAGUAAAGUCAACAUCUGCUGCUUUCCUGUGGACUCUGGUGAUUCAUAGAGCCGGAUGGGGAGAGUCAACAGGAAAAAAGGAGGGAGGAGGAAAAGCCACAAGAGACAUUCUGUACAAUUCCAAGGAACAGAGAAGCCUUUAGACAGGCAACUGCCAUCCCCCCUGAAACCUGAGACCUGUAGUGCACUCGACCGCCCUCAGGUGUUGGUGAAACAGAGCUGCCCCCAGGCUCGCUGGGCAUAGGCUUCCUGAUUCCAAGCCUUUUCUGGGAGCAAAGCCAGGGCCUGGUGCCUGAUUUUCUGAAGCCAGGAGCCCUCAGGUGGCUGGAGCUGGAAUAGCAGGGAGGACUGGGUGUACCUAGGCAGUAUUUUCUCUACUUCUCUCAAGUCUUAUACUCACUCUUGAGCCCUCCUUGGGGCCUGCUUAGAAAGCAGACAGGAGAGAGAGUACUGCUACUUGAUGAUGGGAAAUGCUUUCACUUUACCAGCUUUGGGAAGCAGCAGCCCCAUGGGAUCUAAAAGUGUGGAGUCUGCAUUAAGAAACCUACAUGGGUGGCAUGGGGCUCUGGGGAGCAAGCCCUUACUUGCUCAGCACUGGUUAUGUAGCACAAAUAGCUCCUAGGAAAAUGUUUCUGGGGCAACCCUAGAACCCUGGUCAUAUUUUGCAGGGUUUCUCUGGUGGAAUCAGUUUGCCAGCCCUUGCUUGAUGCUUACUGGAAAUCUCCAGGUUAAUUUCUAUCUCUGAUCCCUCCCCAACCCACUCCAUAUUUGGGUCAUGGACAGUAAAGGCAGUUGGAUUCUCAUAGACAACUGGGUAACUUAUAUUUCUUUGUAAUCAAGACUUGAGAUAUCGAAGUCAGUUAUUGGUCUCCAGAGUGCAGCUCUGGGAGCCUUUUGAAGAAUCAGCACUCAUUAAGAGCUGAGAAGAGAGAAGACCUGAUUGGGUGGUUGACUAGCAGUCACAGAACCUGUCCUCCCAGGCUGUUCCUGAGGCCUGACCACAGUAUUUAUUUUGGCAUGUCUCUGGCCUUCUGCAGAGGCCCACCCUCAUGGGCAUUGUCUCUGUUUCCCAGUGGGGUGGACAGUAUAUCAGAUGGUCAGAACAAAUAAAGUUCAGUGUCAAAUGA